Neltuma alba is the source of this 765-nucleotide messenger RNA. RefSeq names its product mitochondrial import inner membrane translocase subunit TIM10. The transcript has 5 exons. Gene Ontology annotation, cellular component: mitochondrial inner membrane. Gene Ontology annotation, biological process: protein insertion into mitochondrial inner membrane. The record is from RefSeq and is a predicted model, not a curated record. NCBI's taxonomy places the organism in Eukaryota, Viridiplantae, Streptophyta, Magnoliopsida, Fabales, Fabaceae. Bases 217 to 462 code for a protein of 81 amino acids.
AGGGUUUUCUCCUAAACCCUAGUGGCGCCUGGCGAGUACAGCGCGACGGGAUUUGUAUACGCCUGCCCUUCUGCACGAGCCCAUCCGGCUAAUUUGGCAAACCUACAAACGAAUAGAUUCCCUUCUUGAAUUCGCAUUCCUACGCUUUUUUUUCGCAAUUUGAGCGCGUGUUUCUCUUGGUGUAAAUUUUUUUGAUUUCCAUGGCCGCCAGUAACAAUGCGCCCUCGGGUUUGGAUAAAGAACAGGCAGAUAUUUGGAAUGGCUGAAAAGGAGAUGGAAUAUAGGGUUGAGUUAUUCAAUAAGCUGACUCACACCUGUUUCAAUAAAUGUGUUGACAAAAGGUACAAGGAGUCUGAGCUAAAUAUGGGUGAAAAUAGUUGCAUUGAUCGCUGUGUUUCAAAAUACUGGCAUGUGACUAACCUAAUUGGCCAGCUGCUUGGUUCCGGUAGACCUCCAAUGUAAUUCAAGUGUAUUGUUUUCUGCUGCAAUUUGCUCCACCAGAGCUAGUCUUAGUUGGCUACCUAAAGGGAACAGGAAGUUGAAUACUAUGCAAGAUCUUUAUUUGGCAUAUGAUUAUGCUAAGGUCAAUGUUUCGUUUAAAAAGAUUAAUGUCUUUGAAUUUGAGUUGGCCCAUGGUUAGCUGUAGAAAUAAUUUUUUUGCCUCAUCCAUUCUUCAGUUUCUUCUUGACUUUCUGGCUUGACAGCAAAUUAUCGAUAUUAUUGAUCUUCCAAAUUAAGCAUAUGUUAUUACCUUGAUUUACGAAC